Messenger RNA from Anoplopoma fimbria (sablefish), 3080 nucleotides. RefSeq names its product caveolin 2 (gene cav2). Gene Ontology annotation, cellular component: caveola; cytoplasmic vesicle; Golgi apparatus. The transcript has 3 exons. Bases 48 to 539 code for a protein of 163 amino acids. Gene Ontology annotation, molecular function: molecular adaptor activity; protein kinase binding. The record is from RefSeq and is a predicted model, not a curated record. Lineage: Eukaryota; Metazoa; Chordata; Actinopteri; Perciformes; Anoplopomatidae. Gene Ontology annotation, biological process: positive regulation of MAPK cascade; insulin receptor signaling pathway; caveola assembly.
GCCUGAGAGCACACACACACACACACACACACACACAGACACACAACAUGGGUCUGGAGAAGGAAAAACUGGACACCAGCAUCAUCAUGGACGAAGACGAGUUCAACAGAUCCAUGGAGCCGAUUCUGUCCAAGAAGGGGAGAAACGCGUCCGCAGCGCAGCCGGACCGAGACCCACACGACACCAACGCACACCUGAAGGUCGGCUUUGGAGACGUCAUCGCCGAGCCUCUCUCUGCUCAAAGCUUCGACAAGGUGUGGAUCGGGAGCCACGCAGUGUUCGAGCUGAUCAAGUUCCUCUUGUACCGGGUCCUGACCACGCUGCUGGCCGUGCCCAUGGCUUUCAUCCUCGGCCUGGUGUUCGCGGUGCUCAGCUGCAUCCACAUCUGGUUGGUGAUGCCGGUGAUCCGGAGCUUCAUGAUGCUCUUACCAUCCAUCCAGGUGGUGUGGAAGAGUCUGACGGACAUGUUCGUAACGCCACUCUUCCACAGUAUGGGAAAGAUCCUGUCCUCCGUUCAAGUGAAGACCACCGAGUACUGAUGCGGGAAAGAAGUGUAGGACGAAACGAGUGACUGAUGCUUGUAGCGGGAUACGUGAGCUCUUUAUAAAGUCAAAUGUGAAACCCUGAGGAGUGCCGCAUAAAAUACUGAUAACUAUAAAUUCAUCAGCCCAGUCGGCAGAAAAAUAUGUUUCUGCAAACCACGGAUUUGUUAAAUGUCGACGUUUUUGCAUUCGGUCAGAGCAAGAGACGUAGUUCAGCAGCAACCAUUAUUUAAAGUACCGUUGUAUGAAAGUUCGUUCCAAUCACGGGUGGAUGGAUGGGUCAAACAAACACACGACUUUCACCAAGGAGACCGCUAUGUCCCUAGUGAAACCAAAAGAUAAUUGUUAGGUGACAUUACGCAAGGAAAUCCCACUACUGGUGGUUGUAAUGUCCUUAACCGAGUAGUUUUGUUAUCUUAAACUUGGCUAAUUGUGCAUUUCUGCUGAUCGGCAGCUGAUAUGGAACGUAUUUUAGAAAAGUCCCAUUGUUUGCAGAAACACACAACACCAACAUGGUCUUUUUCUGACGACUGGGUUUAAAUUAUUACAAGGAUGAAUAAAAGAAUCGGGCUUAGUAAGCAUUAAUUUGAUCAUUUGCGGGUAAAAGACGUCUUCAAAGCUCCGUUAAAUUUGUUGGAAAGGCAACAUCUGUGUAACAAACAAUUGAAUAUAUUGAAAUUUUUAGUCAGGACUUGAUACACAUUAAAACAUAGGGAUUAAAUGCCUUUAAAAACAUUUACAGUUACAGUUUACCUGGAAAUCUUAAUUAAUCCUUGUUGUCAUUUAAUCUGAAAAUCAACAAAACCUCACCUCGGCCUUUAGGGUUUACUAGUGACAUCACUACAGGAAAUUAAAUGUUCCUCAUACUAUUUGGGACUUUAUGAAUAGCUCAUGAGCACCACCCAAAAUGGAGCUGUUUUUUGUGACCAAAACAAAAAAAAAAAAUUCUUGUCAUUCCAUUACUUUGUGGCUGAGCGAGCCGUGGGAUCAGCAAACAUUCUGCUGACUCGCUGAGAGAUGUAAUAUAUCAGCUUUUUUCAUAAUUUGUAUAUAUUGCAAGUAAUUCAGCUAGAGGUUGAAUGUAAUGAACUUAUUUAGAGUAUGAGAGAAGUUUAUAUGAAUAGCAAAUGCUAAAAUGCAGCUUGUUGCACAUUUCCAGGCUUUUAUUACUGUAAUCUGCUGUGUUUAUUUCAUAGUGCAUUGGCUAUGAUAUUGGGCAUUUUGCUUUUAUACGGACGUACAGGGAACUUUACGCAAUAUAGUUGUUUUAACAUAUUGGAUAUAAUGGAAGAGGGCUUUCUAAUUUAUUAUUUAUGCGACAACCAAUUCUCAACAUUUGGCGCUAUGUGAGGACUUCACUUGAGUGAACAUAUUUCGUACUGUGUUUGGUUGAAGCUUCAGUCGAGCUGAGACUCUGGUACAUGCAUGUUUGAUUUAGAGGUUGUUGUUUCGCUACAGCGCUGCUAGAUUAUAGGCUGGAUUUAAUAUUUCUAUAGCCGGAAUGGAUCAGACAGCAGUGGGAUUUUAUUGCGGUGGAUUUGAUCAAGUUGAAUUAAAGGUACAAAGCCUGCACGGUUAGCACUUACUGUACAAUCUGAAAUUUAGAAGGCGAUAUAAAGAGAAGUGUUAGGAACGUACUUGUACUGAUUUGACAUUAACUCUGAUAAACAAACACACACAACAUCCUUUUUUCUCGGGCCACUUUCACUUGAAGCUAGUUGCUAACAAUGCUAACAUUGCCUGCUGUUUAUCAGAGCUUAUUUUUCUGAAAAUGGCCGCCUGAUGCUUUUUUGAAAACGGGGUUGCUGAGGUUGCAGAAACUGAACCAUUCAGCAAAAGUGCAGUUAAAGACAAAUCAAUGAACUAAAAGUAGCUAAAAAAAACCGAGUAGAGCCGUCAAUCUCCGUGGGUUCAUUUAACAAUACAGCAAGUGAACUCCUCAUUUGAUCCAUUGUCACAUGACUUUUCAUGGCUCAAUGUAUUGCAGUGGGGGAUGUUAUUCCAACAUAAGAAUUCAGGAAGCGAAAGUGAAAUUAUUGCUGUACAAAAUUACAGAUUGUUACAAAGUUGGCAUGAAGUUGUUACAAUAGGUUGUUGGUUAUCAUCCAGAUUUUCCAGUUAAAAGUGAGUAAACCUGCUUCUAAAGAAACAUCACGCAACAGCUUUUACCGCCAACACAGCAAAUGACAUGACGUGAUGUUUGUUUUUUCUGGCAGCCGUUCGAUCAGAGCUUUUGAAAUCCUUUCAUGGAUGCUCUACUUCUGACAAGCUGCCAGCCAACGUGCGAGUGUUUACCGGAGCGUCAAGGUAGGGUUGUGCAAGAGUGGAAGACGCAGGUGUGUGGCUGAAGCUUUUUUUCUCCCCUCGGCAAAACCACGUAGCACUAAUCAACCCUCAGCUUAUCCAUUAAGGGAAAUAAUUCAUAACGUGACACGUAUCUGUCUGUAAAAUUCUUCUAUUUUGAACUGUUGCUUUGUCGAUUUCCUCGUUUUGGAGCUUUCGCCUCAAAUGUGUUCUUCAUGAACGAAAUAAAGACUU